Molecule: messenger RNA, 1601 nt
Organism: Chelmon rostratus (copperband butterflyfish)
Lineage: Eukaryota; Metazoa; Chordata; Actinopteri; Chaetodontiformes; Chaetodontidae
Gene: creg1
Product: cellular repressor of E1A-stimulated genes 1
Exons: 5
Coding region: 64-681 (205 amino acids)
Source: RefSeq, a predicted model, not a curated record
UGUUGUUUAUUUGUCGUCCUCCGGGCUGUUUCACCGACUGUCCUCCAAACACUGACACCGACCAUGAGCGCUCUUCAGCGGGUUGCGUGUGUGCUCCUCCUCGGCCACCUCUGGGCCUCUCUCACCCCGGCCACCACCUGCCGAGUCCACAUCCCGCCUCACGACCAGGUGGCCCGGGUCGCUCGCUUCGUCGCCCACCAGUGUGACUGGGCCUCCAUGGCCACCAUCUCCACCCACAAGCCGGUGGUGGGACAGCCGUUCUCCAACGCUUUCUCGGUCAGCGACGGACCGAAGGGCUCCAGCACCGGGGUGCCCUACAUGUACCUGACCCGCAUGGAGAUCUCCGUGCAGGAUUUGGAGGUGAACCCUCAGGCGUCCCUGUCCAUGUCUCUGGCUCAGACUGAUUACUGCAGACAGCAGGGCUUCGACCCUCAGAGUCCCCUCUGCGCUCACAUCAUCCUGUCUGGAUCUGUGGUGGAGGUGAACGGGACGGAGGCGGCGUUUGCCAAGAACGCUCUGUUCAGUCGACAUCCGGAGAUGAUCGACUGGCCGUCUGAUCACAACUGGUUCUUCGCCAAGUUCAACAUCACACAGGUGUGGGUGCUGGAUUAUUUUGGCGGGGUGAAGACCGUCACUCCGGAUGAGUACUUCCAGGCUUCGCCGCACAGGAAGCACCACUGACGGAGGCCGACGGUGCGCGACCCGGAUCGAACCUGAGACCAGGUCUGAAUCUCUUUCUGCAAGACGUUCCAUAAACUCUUGAGGAGAAACCGUGAACACUGACUGAACAGCUGCUGUUCAAGAUCUGCAACAAGCAGGACGAACAAAGCAUACAGGAGUUCAUCUGAAACACUGGAAACUGAGCUGAACAUGUUCAGUCAUAUUUUCCUUCAGCUUCAAUCAUUCAAGUCCACAUAAAAAUAUUUCACUUGGACAAAAACAUCUUUGAUUGAAAAAUUAACAUUAACACAUGAAGAGAAAGUAUUUCAAAAUAAAAUUCUUCAUUGAAUAUAUUUGUAAAUUGGCAAAACUGAAAUUUUAAUUAGAUUAAAACUGACUAAAAAAAUUCAAAUGAUGUCCAGGAAUAAUGAUCCUCAUCACAGUGUUAAAUAAAAUAAUCAACAGUGCCUCAUCAGUCGAUCAGUUGAGCUGGUUUUUAGUUUCUGUUUCCUGAAGACAAUAUUUUCUUACCUACAAAUUAAAUUUUAACAGUUUAUUGUGUGUGUUCAGGGUUUUGAAAUAUAAAUGUCUGACUGUAUAUGUGUGACAUUAUAUCAGGUGUGUCUUGUUGUCCUUGAGUUUGACCACCAGAUGGAGCUGCUGAGUGACUUCAAAAACAGAAAUAAGAAUAAGAAUAAUUCAAUAAUUGAGAGUAAAUAAUCGUUUGUAUUUUUAGCUUCUUUCCUUAAUGUUCUUUAAAAUUUGCAUUAAAAUCACUCAAACUGAAGAUAAAAUUGAAAAUAUCUGAACAAGAAAACAUGCCUCUGUGCCUUUUCAGAUAUUUCCUGUAAUAGCAAACACACUUUAAUUGAAUCGGUCGUUUUCUUUUUCUUUCUUUGGCUUUGUGGCUCCGUGCGGCUCAACACACCAAACUCCAUUCA